This is a messenger RNA of Zymoseptoria tritici IPO323, 582 nucleotides long. RefSeq lists its product as uncharacterized. Bases 1 to 582 code for a protein of 193 amino acids. NCBI's taxonomy places the organism in Eukaryota, Fungi, Ascomycota, Dothideomycetes, Mycosphaerellales, Mycosphaerellaceae. The transcript has 2 exons. The record is from RefSeq and is a predicted model, not a curated record.
AUGGAUUUGCAGGCCAUGAGCUCGACGCACAAUACUGUUGCUUCCACACAUCAAGCUACGUCAAAUGCCGCAUCCAAGCUUCCUCUGCCGAGCACGACUCCUAUCAGUACUUCUCGUACCAAAGCGAGCAAUGGUUAUGCUCACGUCCUUCGCGAGGGCUACAUCUUCACCGGAUCCAUCGGUCGCUCUCCCAACGACGCAACAGUGGCCAAUUCAGAGGACAAAGCUUGCUUCAAACUCCGAUACCAUCCCGAUCCGAAACAUGAUGGACCGAAUGGUGUUCAGCGGAAGGUGUAUGAUAUCGGCAUAUUCCUGGGCAACCGCCAUUGCGUCGUUGGCCUUCCACAAGAAGUUGACCACGGCGACACAAUGCACUUUGUCACUAUGCAACUUCUGCGCACAGGCACGAGCUUCGACCUCCAUUACCCUCAUUCUACCCCCGGCGAGCCUUCUAGCAUGCGUUUCAAGAUCGACCCAAUUAUGCAGCAAGCUUUCGCACCUGCUGCGUUCGAGCUUAUUGAGCACGUUGCGCUUGACCCUACGAAGAUAGGCACACACACACUGCAGGAUAAAGACCUGUGA